Molecule: messenger RNA, 2005 nt
Organism: Chelonoidis abingdonii (Abingdon island giant tortoise)
Lineage: Eukaryota; Metazoa; Chordata; Testudines; Testudinidae
Gene: SRD5A1
Product: steroid 5 alpha-reductase 1
Biological process (GO): steroid biosynthetic process
Cellular component (GO): membrane
Molecular function (GO): 3-oxo-5-alpha-steroid 4-dehydrogenase activity
Source: RefSeq, a predicted model, not a curated record
UGGCUAAUCUAAAUGAUUGACAGACCGCCUUCUCCAAUCAAUGUUUGCACAGAUCGGGCACCUGACUCCUGCCGUCCUAUGUGGAUGAAACGCUGCAUCUGACCUGCCCAAGGACACGCCCCCAAAUAGCGCCUCUCCGCACGUGGAGUCUGUGUGGGCGCGAUCACUGCCUACGGCUCUGCGCUGCUGUCCCUACCGCGGCCUGCUGAUUGGGCGGCCUGCGACGAGCCACCUUGCUGCCGGUCCCGGUCCUAGUACGGCACCGUGCGCGCGUUUAGCGCUUUGUCACGUAGUUGUCUCGUUGGUGCCGCGUGGCUAAAUCCGGCCGUUGCUCCCCGCGCGCGACCCUGCGGAAGCGGCCGGUGGGGGCGGAACGCGCCAGGCCAUGGAGGCGGCGGGCGGGUUGUGGCAGUGGCUGUCGGGGCCGGAGGAGCGGCAGCUGCUGGAAAGCCUGUCCUACGGGCUGGUGGGCACUGGGGCGCUCUCCGCGCUGCUGCUGCGCUUCAUACGAAUGCCGUAUGGGCGCUACUCCACGCCCCGCUUCGGUUGCUCUGUGCCCGCUUGCCUGGCCUGGACGCUGCAGGAGCUGCCGGCGCUGCUGGUUCCGCUGGGGCUGAGCCUCUUCAGCGGCGCGGCCCGCGUCUCUGAGUGGCCGAACCGGGUCCUGCUGGCGCUCUUCAUCGGGCACUACGCACACAGGGCACUCAUCUUUCCUUUCUUGAUUCGUGGAGGAAAACCAACACCAUUCAUUACUUUCACACUAGCACUCAUAUUCUGUGUCUAUAAUGGAUACUUGCAAGGUCGGAGCUUAAGUAAUUAUGCAGAAUAUCCUUCUGGUUGGCUGAAAGGUCCUUGUUUCAUUGUAGGUUUUGCAGGGUGGCUGAGUGGCAUGACAAUUAAUAUUUAUUCUGAUCACAUUCUCAGAAAUCUGAGAAAACCAGGGGAAACGGGCUACAAAAUACCAAGAGGAGGAUUGUUCGAAUAUGUAACUGGAGCCAACUUUUUUGGAGAGAUUCUUGAAUGGUUUGGAUUUGCUCUUGCCAGCUGCACUAUUGAAAGUGCUGCUUUUGCCAUAUUCACAUUUUUCAUCCUAGGUUCCCGGGCACACCAACAUCAUCAAUGGUAUCUUGAGAAAUUUGAAGACUACCCAAAGGCCAGGAAGAUAUUGAUUCCAUUUUUGCUCUGAGGUGUGCAUCAUGGAGCUGGCUGACUUUGAAUGCUGGUGGUUGCUAUUCUGAAAAUAUUCAGUUCACAAACAACUCCCAACAAGUUAGCCUAAAGGUUUUCUUUUAACAUUUUCAGUGUCACUUUUGUUGGUUCCUAUGACCUCAUCAACUGAUGGAUGAGGUCAUAGUGACAGAAGAGUCAGCCAUCCUGUUCCUAUUUGGAACAUAGUGUAAUAACUGCCUUAAUAAAAUAAUAUCUUCAUCACUGGAACUACAGGGAUGCCUGUAUUGCUUCUUAUCCUGCCUCUGCCUGUUGCUGUUUCUGCCUCAGCCGGGCACAAUACCACCAAGAUCUCAUAUAUUGCACCAUGUCAGUGGGUGCUUGUGCGCACUCUGUCCCCACACAAACAGGAUUUACUUGCCUCACCCCCCCCGUCUUCCCCCCCACAGAUAAUCUAGUGCUAGUAGUGUCACUAAAUGUAGUCUUUGUACUGAGUAUUAUGCCUAGCCACUGAGCAAGGAGUAGUGGUGAGAGCUACCCUCAGCCCCCGCACAUCUAUGCAGGCACAAACAAUAGAACACUGUUAACACUACAUGCACUACUUAUGAGAGAAGCAGUAACUUUGGGAAAUAAUGGGUUAAGAUUUACUUCUUCCUCCAAAUUGAUAACUCUCUCAGGUACUUUUCAGUGGCUGGCGUCUCAGCCACUUCCAUGACAUAUUCUACUUUCCUUAUUUUUUCCAUUCUACUCUUUGUUCCGCUUUUUAUUUUUCAUAUGAGAAAUAUUAAUGGUUACUGGUAAAAGAUUUGCCUUAAUUUUUUGCCAGUUCCCGCCAACA